This is a messenger RNA of Zophobas morio, 4023 nucleotides long. Its product is annotated as protein toll-like. The record is from RefSeq and is a predicted model, not a curated record. Gene Ontology annotation, cellular component: plasma membrane. Gene Ontology annotation, biological process: toll-like receptor signaling pathway; innate immune response; inflammatory response. The coding region runs from base 307 to 3444 and encodes 1045 amino acids. NCBI's taxonomy places the organism in Eukaryota, Metazoa, Arthropoda, Insecta, Coleoptera, Tenebrionidae. Gene Ontology annotation, molecular function: transmembrane signaling receptor activity; protein binding. The transcript has 5 exons.
CGCCAGUUUUAUUUUUCCAAUAGAGUGAAUGGUGUUAGUGGUAUCGCGUAGACUAAACAAGUGUCUGUCAAAAUUAUUUUUCGUUUUUGCGGGCAUUUUCAAAAGAAAUGUGAAUUUUUCAAAUAGUCCUAACAUUUUGCCUUCGUUGUGAAAGCUAAUUCGUGUGGUUUCUAAUUAUUAUUGCUAAUUGCAAUAUUAAUUGCAAUAUGGAGGAUUGUUGAUUUCCGAGAAAUGUGAUUUCAAUGAUUUCAUGUGAAUGAGUUGGAAAGCAGAAGUUGGCGUGCAGAUGUUUUAGAAGCCACCACCAUGAACAAUGCGUGUCUGAUCCUCAUCCUGCUCUUCUGCCUCAAACCCGCCGCCUCCACCAUAGAAUGCAACCACAACGACAACUGCUUGUGCCUCCCCAGCGUCCAGGAGGUCGAGUUCCAGUGCCCCUCGAACUUCGACGAUGUCAGCGAAUUCGUCAUCCACGUAAAAGACAAUAUCGAAAUCCUCAUCGACUGCGCCUCAAAUUUGAAAAAAUUUAACGUGAAUUUGCUGCCCAACAUCACGAUCGACAAGAUCGAGAGGUUCCGAAUGAGGUUCUGCCCUCUACCGACCAACGGGUUCAAAGAGGUGCUGGACCAUUUCUCGCUAAAAGAAGUCAAGUUUCUGCAGUUCGGAAGCUCUAAUUUGUCGAAUGUGACGUUGACGAAGGAGUAUUUUCGGGGUUUGGAGUUCCUGGACUCGCUCCAGCUGAACGCCGACGGGCUGGUGGACAUGGAGGAAGACGUUUUCGCGAAUACCCCGAAUUUGACGUCGCUGGAGAUGCAGCUGAAUAGGGUUAGCUUGAAGGAGGGGCUGUUUCGGUACACGCCGAUGUUGAAGUCGCUGGAUUUGUCGGAGAACAAGAUCCAGAGUAUCCCGGGAGGGUUGUUCAAGGGGUUGGAUAAGCUGGAGCUUUUGCACUUGUGGAGCAAUAAUCUGACGCAGAUUGACGAUUUGACGUUCCAAGGGUUGACGAAUCUGAAGUCGCUGGAGUUGAGCGCGAACAAGAUUGAGAAUAUUUCGGAAGGGGCGUUUAAGAGUUUGAUGAAUCUAUCGAGGGUGAACUUGUCCCAGAAUCAGUUGAAAAGCGUACUGGCGGACCCCUUCAGCCACAAUACCAAACUGGAGUUGAUAGCGAUGAGAGGAAACCCGAAUUUGAAGCUUCAAGACUACGCUUUUUCGAACUUACCGGUCGUGAAAGAUAUCGACUUGACGAAUUGUAAGCUUGACGAUAUCCCGAAGAGUGUUUUUGAAAACUCGCCCAACAUCAAGGAGUUGAAGUUGGGGAGAAACAAACUGAAGGGUUUACCGGAAGGGUUAUUUGAGGGUCUUCGUACUCUAGAGGAACUUUAUUUAGACAAUAACCAUAUCGAGACAGUUGGAAAAAGUUUUGCCUCACUCAAGAAACUGAAAAUUUUGCACCUUCAAAACAACCGAAUUGAGCGUAUUGGAGUGGAUGACUUUAAGGAUUUGACAGACUUAACAGAAAUUUUUCUUCAGAAAAACCGAAUUGUCACAAUACACAAUAGAGCUUUCGACAAUAACGCUGAACUGAAGAAGAUCGACUUGUCUCACAAUUUCUAUACAGGGGAGUACAACGCCCACUUUACUUCUCUUGACAACGUGGUCAACAUUGAAACGAUCAAUCUGAGUCACAACCGAAUCACCCAAAUCGGUGACGUCAUCACUCUGUACAACAAGGUCCGUCUGAGAUCUUUGGACCUGAGUUCCAAUCAAAUCACAAACAUAACUUUGAGUCAUCUAAUACCUCUUGCCCCCAAACUUAGCAUUAACUUAGAAAACAACAAAAUAACUAGCGUCGACUUCAAACAUUUAGAUGUAAUGACCGAAAACGUCAAAGACGCUUACUCUGCACGUGAGCAAUCACAAACAGUCAUCUUUCUUGGAAACAAUCCCGUUGACUGCGACUGUUACAAUUUAAACCUAGUCAAGUAUUUUCAAGAUGAUCUCGAUCCUAAAAUCAAGGUCAUGUUUGACAUAAGGACCGAGAAUUAUUGUGCAAAUCCUCCGGAGCUUCAAGAUGUGCCUAUUAAAAUGGUUCCACAGAGCUUACUCUUGUGUAGUUUUGAAAAAAUUGACGAAGAAGAUUUCUGCCCCGACAACUGUUCCUGUAGUUGGAGACCUUUUGACACUUCUUUAAUUUUGGAUUGUUCUAACAAAAAAAUGGCUCAGUUUCCCCAGAUUGAGUCUCUGCAGAUGGUCAAGUUACAGUUUAACCAAACCGAAGUUCACUUGGAAGGAAAUGAGUUGAGUGGGCUGGAUGCCAACUUAACUGGAUAUGAGAACGUGACUAGGUUAUAUUUGUCGGACAACAAAAUCGAAAAGGUGGAGUGGUUACCGUCACAGUUGAAGGUGGUACACUUAGACAACAACAAAAUCAAGCAUUUGGAUUAUAGGGUGUUCGAAAAGUUGAAUGGUUCAUACUUGGUGAAUAUGACUUUGGACCAUAAUCCGUGGCGGUGUGAGUGUGAAGCUGUCAAUUUCACCAAUUUCUUAAGACAACACAGCAAAGUGAUUGAUAACCGUGACAUUCUGUGUUACAACACCUCCCGGCGCCUCAUCCACUUAAACAAGAACGACCUUUGCCACGAACUGCGCAUCGCCAAUAUCAUCCUACCCAUCCUCAUAAUAGGCCUCUUACUUACAACCCUACUAGUACUUUACUACCGUUACCAGGAACCAAUAAAAAUCUGGUUGUACUCUCGCAAUCUUUGCCUGUGUUGGGUCACCGAAGAGGAGCUCGACAAAGACAAAGAUUACGACGCCUUCGUCAGCUACUCCCACAAAGACGAAGACUUCAUCAUCCAGAACCUUCUCCCGGUGCUAGAAGGUGGCUCAACCCCCUACAAACUCUGCCUCCACUACCGCCACUUCAUCCCAGGGGAGAUGAUCUCCACUCAAAUCACAAAUUCCGUUUUGAACUCCCGUAGGACUCUAGUCGUGCUUUCCCCCAACUUCCUCGAAAGUGUUUGGGGCAAAAUGGAGUUCCGUACUGCGCAUACUCACGCGAUGACGGAAGGACGGGCGCGGGUUAUCAUAGUGUUGUACGGUGACGUCGACGUCGAAAAGUUGGACGACGAGUUGAAAGCCUACUUGAAGACUAACACUUACGUGAAGUGGGGGGACCCCUACUUUUGGAAUAAGUUAAAGUACGCGCUACCUCACUCGAAGCGGAAGUCCUGCAACAACAACCAAAAAAUCGCGAAUGUAAUGAAUUGUAUCGACGAUAAGUUUAAUUUGGUGGCUCCGGUUACGCCCAGUCCGGGUACAACGCCGCCGGUACUUAAUUUAGAUCCCAGUAUUUUAAAAAAACACCCACUCAAUUUUGUACAUAGUCAUGAAUUGGACACGCCGCCGGCUGAAGCGGGGACGUUGUUGAUUUCUACUGGUUUGUAAUUAUUAAACUGUGAUAUUUGGUGAUAUUGUGGUUGACUAGCCAUCUGUGACCGAUUUUGGGGUUAACUGUUGUGUGACCUUGAAAUUCAUACUCAUCUGGCUUGAACUUUAUUAGAAUCGCGUGAAAUGUUAGAAGAGGCAGUUUGACUUGCACAUAUCAAGGGGGCCAGAGAUGAUUCGAUUGAAUUAAUCAGAAGCAUUUACUUUUGUGUACAAAUUACUUAAGUCGUGUUAAAUAAGUAAUUACUAAUUGUAAACCGUGCCAACAGUUUAGUUGUAGUCACAUGAUUGUAAAGAAAGGGAACAUCCUCUUGAGGACAACUCCGAACUGAUUUUUAAGUUCAAAAAGUUAUAGGUGUACGUAGAAUAUAUAAAAUAUACUUUGAUACGUCCUGUAUAUUGAUCAAAAAUGUGAAUUUUUUUGUUUGUUUUCAUAUAUACAAUGUAAUUGUACAGAUUGUGUAACAGUCUUGUUACUGUGUAUUAUUAUUGCAUGUUGAUAUAUUUUAUUCAAGAAAUAUUAUGUUUGUUUUAAGUUUUUUCUAAGGUUUAUUACUUAUUUAUAAACAUGAAUUUUUA